AUGAUACUGGUGCUAUUAUUAGGAAAAUUGCUUCAGCUUGCAUUUUUUGGUCAUCUUCGAGCAUUGGAGUUGGAACACCUUUAUGAAAGGACAUGGUAUGCGGUAAUGGAAACCUUCCUUGCGAUGACCAUUUUCCAUGAUGAGUUCACUUUUCAAUUUGCAUUGAUGUUUUCUAUCCUGACGUUCCUAAGGGUGUUUCAUUGGAUUGCUGCGGAUAGAGUAGACCUCAUUUUCCAGGCUACCCAUCCACCCAGUUUCGUUAGUAAAACCAGACUGUGGGUGGCGUUAUGUGCCCUAAUGGCUGGUGAUAUCAGUGUGUUCAUGUACUGUGGGUCAGAAGUUCUCGAACAUGGUCCUGGAACAAUGGUUAUGUUUGCUUUUGAGUUUGCUGUUUUAACAAAUUCGUUACUCAAUUCGAUUGGCAAGUACUCACUGAAUCUUAUUGAAUGUCAUUACCUAGUGGUCAAUGAAGACGAAGAUAGCUGGGAGCCAAAAGGCACAUACACAUUUGUUCUGGAAGUGGUUUCUGAUACCAUUCGUCUGACAGCAUAUGUAACAUUGUUCAUGUUCUUGCUUGAUCCCUAUGGAAUUCCUUUGCAUAUUUUCCGAGAUGUGUAUACUACAGCUAUGAACUUGUUUAGCCGGUAUCGUGAUUUUAUUCGAUUUAGACGUGCUCGAGCCAGGAUGGAUGAGCAGAUUGCUGAUGCUGUUACUGAGGAUCUACAUAGAGACUCAGUUUGUAUCAUAUGUCGAGAAGAAAUGGAAGUCAACCGUGAUAGAGCUCACAGGUAUACUCCAAAGAAGCUCCCGUGUGGUCAUGUGAUUCAUCACGGAUGUCUAAAAAGCUGGCUAGAAAGAUCUCAACGCUGUCCUACAUGUCGUAGACCUGUAAUGGAUGCGAACGAUGAACAGCAACAGCAACAACAGCAACAGCAACAGCAACAAGCAGAGCAACUACAAGCUCAGCAGCGAGAAGAACAGGCGCCGGGAAGAGUUCUUGGGACCAUACAGUUACAGCAACAACACCCACCCAAUGGGGAGCCGAAUAGUGAGAUAUUACGUAUUCACCCGGUAUCGACGAACAACGGCAUUCAUAAUUCACCAUCUUCCAGUACUCAGCAUUCAUCCCAAUCUCUUGAAAGUAAUCGAAACCAGCAAGCAUUGAUCAUCGACUCUCAGAUAGUUAUACCCAGUGGCUGGGUGGCUUUUAGGGCACGAAACUCAUCUGAGGGCCAGCAAGUGAAACUAAAUGAGCACACAUGGGCUACUGUUACUGGCCCUACAGUAUUAUUAGACACUGACAAGACCUUGGAAGAAGUACGGCUAAGUUCAUCUCCCGAUGACAAACUAAAAGCAAUUGAAAAAUUAUUGAGUAAUAUGGAGAGGACUCAGAGCGAAUUUGAGACAGUUAUUGGCCAGCUUCGUCAAGCUGCGGAGUCAUUAAAAGGUUCAUCAAAUAUCGACACCGAAGUCGAAAAAGAUUAG
Molecule: messenger RNA, 1485 nt
Organism: Sugiyamaella lignohabitans
Lineage: Eukaryota; Fungi; Ascomycota; Dipodascomycetes; Dipodascales; Trichomonascaceae
Gene: HRD1
Product: E3 ubiquitin-protein ligase HRD1
Exons: 1
Coding region: 1-1485 (494 amino acids)
Cellular component (GO): cytoplasm
Molecular function (GO): zinc ion binding
Source: RefSeq, a predicted model, not a curated record